ACAUUCCAUGAACCAAUCCACUCUAUGUCAAUCCAAUCCGUGUAAAGAAAGAUGGCGAACAGCGCGAACAAGCCGUCGGUUCAAGUUCGCUUCAUAUCCGACGACGAUGUAUUGGAACAUAUUUAUUCAUUGUCUGAUAUCAGAGAAAACAAGAAGAAGGGCGGUCGACGAAAGCUGUCGUCUAAGAAAUCAACGAAAGAUGAACAAAGAGACGAUGAAGGAACGCGGGAGGAGGUGCCGGUACCCGUAGGCUUGCAUGUUAAGGACGGUAGUACAACAGGAAGACAGAUGUUCAGCCUGGACAGGACGCCGUCCUCGAAGCAGGGUUCCAAGACUACAACGGACAAGAUGAAGACACCGACGUCUUCGUGCUCGGAGAAGAAGGAUACACCUUACAAGCUCCGUCGGAAGAUCAAACAAAAGCUCUCCAAGAUGAAGGCUGACCAAGUGUCUUCCGCCGAAUCGGAUUCGGAAAGGAGCAGCGAGGACGAAGCUGAUAAAGAAGAUACGGAAGCAGACUUGAAGAACUAUUUCUCUCUCGUCAGUAAGGCCCGGUCAAAAACGUCUAACCACAUGCUGUCCAAGCUUGGCAGGCCCAUGCCCAGCAUGGAAGAGAUAAACCAGAUCCUAUCCCAGGCCACUGAUCCCAACAUCGGGCAGCGCAACAACCUUCUUCAAGAACACCGGCGAAACUUUUCCAAGUGGAUGGCUUUACUCAAGGAGGGUUUCAACCUUCUGCUGUACGGUGUUGGCUCCAAAAUAAAACUGAUGCAAAAUUUCAAAGAGGACUAUCUCUCCAACCAUGCGUGCGUCACCAUCAACGGAUUCAACCCCGGCAUCACAACCCAAGAGGUUGUGACCACAAUCUUGCGACAGGUUAUGAGAGAGGAGACCCUCAUCCCUGGUCUCACAAACCAGGUGGAACGAAUUAGGGAGCAUUACUCGCAGAAAGACACGGAUGAGCUGUUCCUUCUCGUGAACAACAUUGAUGGCUCUGGCCUGAGGCACUCGAAGGCACAAGGGUUGUUCACACAACUGGCACGCUCCCCUCGGAUCCAUAUAAUCGCCUCUGUGGACCACAUCAACGCAUCCUUAUUAUGGGACCAGGAGCAGAUGAAGACUCUUUCAUUUGUCUGGAUCAAUGCCACUACCUUCGAGCCCUACGUGCUGGAAUCCAGUCUUGAGCCCCUGAAGAACGACGCUUCGACGACGCUCGGCUCGCUGCAGCACGUCUUCUGCAGUCUAACCCCAAAUGCGAAAAAGAUCUUCCUGCUCAUUGCACGCUACCAAAUUGACCAUAAAGAUUCUCCUGGUUAUAUUGGUUUGUCUUUCCAAGAGUGCUACAAACGUUGCCGUGAGGCUUUCUUAGUGAACAGCGACCUGACGCUACGAACUCAGCUCACAGAGUUCUUGGAUCACAUGUUGCUGAAGAUUAAAAAGGGUCACGAUGGAACGGACAACUUAAUUAUCCCGCUGGAUGACGGCACUCUGGCUCUCUUCGUUCAGAAGCAAGAAGACGGUUGAAUAUCCUUCCUUGGUUCUUUUCUUAUUUGUUUGUAUUUGUUUUUAAUUAUUUUAUGAGAAAAGCAUUUUCUAACUUCUUUACCCUUUACGGUAUUUUUGUAAAUAUACAAUUGUUAAAGAGAUCGCGUGCAUGACAAUAAUGAUUGAGUCAACCUCGAUCCCUCGUUAUGUAUGCCUUCAACAAAAAUGUGAAACUACAUUAAACUUCAAGAAUAAUGCUA
This is a messenger RNA of Ornithodoros turicata, 1745 nucleotides long. RefSeq names its product origin recognition complex subunit 2-like (gene Orc2). Gene Ontology annotation, cellular component: nuclear origin of replication recognition complex; nucleus. Gene Ontology annotation, molecular function: DNA replication origin binding. The coding region runs from base 52 to 1524 and encodes 490 amino acids. The record is from RefSeq and is a predicted model, not a curated record. The transcript has 12 exons. Gene Ontology annotation, biological process: DNA replication. Lineage: Eukaryota; Metazoa; Arthropoda; Arachnida; Ixodida; Argasidae.